This is a messenger RNA of Coccinella septempunctata (seven-spotted ladybird), 3071 nucleotides long. RefSeq names its product ABC transporter G family member 20 (gene snu). Gene Ontology annotation, molecular function: ATP hydrolysis activity; ABC-type transporter activity; ATP binding. Gene Ontology annotation, cellular component: membrane; ATP-binding cassette (ABC) transporter complex. The coding region runs from base 256 to 2568 and encodes 770 amino acids. The record is from RefSeq and is a predicted model, not a curated record. Gene Ontology annotation, biological process: transmembrane transport. Lineage: Eukaryota; Metazoa; Arthropoda; Insecta; Coleoptera; Coccinellidae. The transcript is spliced from 9 exons.
CAUCAGUGUUUGGCUGGUAGGGGAGUUGGAGAACAAGCUCGCCAAAGAUAUCGUGGUGUGCGCUGGUAGCUGGUAGUACUGCCGACAGCCUGCGUUUGAUCGGAUCUGGAGUGCGACCAGUGUGAGUGCCCGAGUUUUUAAAGUGCCAUUUGGUUGUUCGAUCUGAGUGCGACCAAUACGCCGAUUUCAGUGGAUUUACUGAAUGUGCCUUUUGGUGUAGCUGAGUUUCUUUCUUAGUUUCUAGGGGGUUCAGCGAUGGGCGAAAAGGUUGAACCCGUUGUUCCAGGACCGGAUUUGGUCGGGGUUAGUGUUGAAAAACCAUCGCCACUGAACCAUCAACAAUCUACGAUAUGGAGUAAAAGGAAACAGGCUGUUUGUGUUCGGCAUGCUUACAAGCACUAUGGAUCGAAGAAAAAACCAAACCAUGUCCUCAGUAAUCUAAAUAUGACAGUUGCUAAAGGAACAAUAUAUGGUCUUCUGGGGGCAUCUGGAUGUGGAAAAACAACCCUUUUAUCCUGCAUAGUGGGCAGAAGAAGACUGAACUCAGGGGAGAUCUGGGUGCUUGGCGGAAAGCCAGGAACCAAAGGUUCCGGAGUACCCGGUAAGAGGGUAGGGUACAUGCCUCAGGAGAUCGCCCUGUAUGGCGAGUUUUCCAUACAGGAGACCAUGAUGUAUUUCGGGUGGAUCUUCGGCAUGCUGUCUCCGGAAAUCGAACAGAGGUUGGAAUUUUUGCUCAACUUCCUGGAUUUACCGAGCAAGAAUAGGCUGGUGAAGAAUCUUAGCGGUGGUCAACAGAGAAGGGUAUCUUUCGCUGUGGCUUUGAUGCACGAUCCUGAACUUUUGAUCCUGGACGAACCCACUGUAGGUGUAGAUCCUUUGCUGCGUCAAAGUAUUUGGAACCACCUCGUUCAAAUCACCAAGGAUGGAAAUAAGACUGUGAUUAUCACCACUCAUUAUAUCGAGGAAGCUAGACAAGCACACACAAUUGGGCUGAUGAGAAGUGGUAAGCUAUUGGCUGAAGAAUCUCCACAUGUUCUCCUAUCCAUGUAUGGCUGCCAAUCCCUGGAAGAGGUGUUCUUGUUGCUGUCAAGAGCGCAGGGUCAGAUAGGGGGAGCUCAGGUACAGCCAGAUGCCAACAUAAGCAACAACAUCAGUUUGGCUUCUCUGAAUUGGAAUAAAAAAGACGCUAUAUCGGUGACGGAGGAGAGUGGAGUUGUUGGUUUGAACUUCCACCAGAGCAAGGAAGUCUUAAUACAUGACGGAACGAAUGGUCAUAUCGAUAUAGGAAAAGAUUCCUCUGGUAAGGGUGGUAUUUCCGAUUCUUGCGAAGAAUGUGCAAGCUGUUCAGACUGGACAACCAGCGGCAAAAUAAAGGCACUCUUACAGAAAAACUUCCUCCGGAUGUGGAGAAACGUCGGUAUUAUGCUCUUCAUCUUCGCCCUACCUGUGAUGCAAGUCAUCCUCUUCUGUCUGGCCAUCGGGAGAGAUCCUCAAGGCUUGAAACUUGCUAUCGUGAACCACGAGAAGAACUACACCAACAUGACUUACCAAGAAUGCGACUUCCCUUACGGUUGUAAAUUUACGAAUCUAAGCUGUCGAUAUCUGCACAAUCUGAAGAAUUCAACGAUAGAUAAAACGUAUUAUCCGGAUCCGGAGUCAGCUGUGGAGGCCGUUAGGAAGGGUGAAGCUUGGGGGGCCCUGUAUUUCACCGAGAACUUCACCGACGCUCUGGUGGCCCGGAUGGCUCUUGGUAAAGAUUCCGACGCAGAAACCUUGGAUCAGAGUGAAGUGAGGGUCUGGCUUGACAUGUCCAAUCAACAAAUCGGGGUGAUUCUCCAGAGGGAUCUGCAGCUGUCGUAUCAGGACUUCGCGAAGGACCUUCUGGGAUCUUGUGAACAGAAUCCAGAUCUAGCGGAGAUACCGAUAUCCUUCCAGGAACCGAUUUAUGGGACUAAAACUCCUUCUUUCACAGAUUUCGUUGCUCCUGGUGUUAUUCUUACGAUCGUUUUCUUCUUGGCAGUCGCUCUAACUUCGUCUGCUCUGAUUAUUGAGAGGAUGGAAGGACUUUUGGAUCGUUCCUGGGUUGCUGGUGUUUCCCCCGGAGAAAUCCUCUUCUCUCACGUGGUGACUCAGUUCGUGGUGAUGUGUGGACAAACAGCCUUGGUGUUGAGUUUCAUGAUCCUGGUAUUCGGUGUACAGUGCAAGGGUGAUAUUUACUGGGUCGUCCUACUCACCAUUCUGCAAGGGCUUUGCGGUAUGUGCUUCGGUUUCGUCAUUUCGGCCAUAUGUGAGCUGGAAAGAAACGCCAUACAGCUUGCCCUGGGUAGUUUCUAUCCUACCCUUCUUCUCUCCGGUGUUAUUUGGCCAAUAGAAGGCAUGCCCACCAUACUGAGAUACGUGUCAACGUUUCUUCCUUUGACUCUGGCCACAACAUCACUCAGGGCAAUGCUGACCAGAGGCUGGAGCAUGGUAGAACCGGACGUGUACUACGGCUUCGUCUCCACCAUCGUUUGGAUAGUGCUCUUCUUGACAAUAAGUUUAAUAGUGCUGAGAUUCAAACGCGGAUGAUGAAGAUGACGCAACUGGAGAGGAACAUAACUCAGUGAACUUAGUGCUCUUUGAACUCGUUCAGAACCUUCAUGUUUUUAAAACAUGAUUAUUUAUUUGCCGAAGAACCCUUCAAUUCGAAGCGAAUGAAUUUUGUUGGACCGAAAGAGGUUUUUAGUCAUAAUUUAUACCGGAAACUAACCUUUACUUGCCUCCAAAUGAUGAUGACUUUCAGAUACACUUCACUCGACAUUUUUUUAUACCAAAUGAAAUUCUGAUUGUUGCUCAAUUGAUUCUGUCUUGCGUUAGUAGAAGACUCUGUACAGUUCUUGGUCGCUCUGGGAAAAAGGAAAGCAAUAUCUACUCUACUGAAGUCUAUUGAAGUAUCUGCUGAAAUUCUGAUGAGAAAGUUCAGUGAAUAUUUCAAGGGCUUCGGAAUCGUAUGCUCAAAAGUUAAUUUUAUGACAAUUGUUAAUAGUUGGUAAUGUGAUGUUUUGUUUUAGUAUAGGAAAUUUGUAAAUUAA